Fibroporia radiculosa is the source of this 1464-nucleotide messenger RNA. RefSeq lists its product as uncharacterized. Gene Ontology annotation, cellular component: nucleus. NCBI's taxonomy places the organism in Eukaryota, Fungi, Basidiomycota, Agaricomycetes, Polyporales, Fibroporiaceae. The transcript is spliced from 11 exons. The record is from RefSeq and is a predicted model, not a curated record. Bases 1 to 1464 code for a protein of 487 amino acids.
AUGGGCGAGAGGAAGGAGGAUGAUAGAGGUGGCGGACUUGCGAUGAUCGCGUCGCGACGCGCUCAGAAGAGUAUCACGUGUCUAGCGCGUCUCUCAAAUAGCGCCAAACGCGUUACACACCGCGGCGGCGCGCGACUCGACGCGCCGCAACAGCCUGAGAUACUUCCGGACCGCCAACAGCUAUUGUGCAAUUUCUUCCCUUCUGCUAUGUCUCAGCCAGACCCGGACACUAUUCGAAGGGUCACUCGCGACAUAAUAACCAAAGCUUCAGACAAUGGUACUUUGGAGGAGUUGACGCCACGCCUCGUGCGCAAAGAGGUCGAAAUAGUGUGCUCAUAUGAAGAAGGGGAAUUGGAUGACGCGGCAUAUAAAGCUAUAGUUAAGGAGGCAACUGCAAUCGCAAUGGCCGAGCUUGAGAAUAAAAUUACGGCGGAUGAAGCAAAAAAUGAUAGCGACGCCAAACGUAAGAGGCCGAAGUCGUCUAAAAGCCAGAGUAAGAAGUCCACAGCCAAGGAGAAGAAAGCAGCCAAGGAAGAUAAGCCUGCAACAAAAAAGGCAAACAAGCGGUCGGCUUCGGUCGUCCCGUCGUCCUCGGACGAGGACACCACCGCCCCUGCCAAGUCGAGUACUAACGCACGCGCCAAGACAAACAAAGCAGCAGUGCUCUCGGAUGUGAGCCCUGGUGUUGAGCCUGAAGGAGAGCCACCAAGAAAGCGUCAGAAGAAGGUUGCUGGGGAUGCAAAACUGGCCUCUAAAUCCGAGGCUGAACCUUCAUCGAAAGCAAAAGCUGCACCUCUGCGCAGCCCCAUUGUCAAGCCAGACUCGAAGAUUGCUAAUGAUCCUCGUCCAGAGUCUUCCGCGGCGUCCCCUCCUGAUGAGGUCCUAGCGAUAUCGGGAUCAAAUGGAAAUGCGGAAGGAGACAAAAGUGAGUUGGAAAUGUCGGUUCUGAUCGAUGAGCCAAAGCAAAGUCACAAGAAAAAGGGCAAGGAAAUCGAGGUGAAGACGCGACCCAAAAAGGAAGCCAAGGAGAGAAAGGGCAAGCAGCCAGUCAAGGAGUUAUCUAAGGAUGAAGAAACAAUCAAACGCUUGAAGUCAUUUGUGGUCGCCUGUGGUGUUCGGAAAGCUUGGGCUAGGGAGUUCAAAAACCUAGACAGCCCUUCGGAGCAAAUAAAGCGACUGAAGACAAUCCUCGCGGAUCUUGGGAUGACAGGCCGUAUGAGCAUGGAACAGGCAAAAGCCAUACGAGCGAAACGAGAAUUGGCACAGGAGCUCGAGGACGUCCAAACGUUCGAGAAGUCCGUGGUGUCUGGUCCAGCCGCCGGACGUAAUAAAAAGAAGGACGAGUCACAGCGGUCAUCCUCGGAUGAAGAAUCUGAUGGGAACGUCGCCGAAGCACCGAAACGACGUUCAAACGCCCGCCAAAGCAUUAUGGCAUUUUUAGGUGACCAAAGUGACGACGACUGA